GAACCAUGUUAGCUCCUACUUUAGCCUUCUGGGGUUUAAAUGGUCUCCUGCUGUUGGUGGACAUUACCGGUAAACCGUCUUUCAUCACCCGCUACCGUAUCCAGGAGGACAAGAACAAUCCGGUUGACCCAGUGAAGCUUCGUCAGGCGGUGAAGACGGUCCUCUUCAACCACGUCUGUAUCUCAGGGUCCAUGGUGGUGGUAGCCCACCAGCUGAUGUCCUGGACUGGAGAUCCCUGUGGCCCCGAGCUGCCCACCUUCCACCGGGCCCUGCUGGAGCUGGCUGUCUUCUCCAUGCUGGAGGAACUCCUCUUCUACUACUCACACAGGUUGUUCCACCAUCCCAGCCUCUACAAGCUUUAUCACAAACAGCACCACGAGUGGACCGCUCCCAUCGGCAUCGUCUCCAUCUACGCUCAUCCUCUGGAGCACGUGAUCUCCAACAUGCUGCCUGUGGCGAUCGGGCCGGUGCUUCUGGGCUCCCACAUCACCACCACCUCCACCUGGUACUGCCUGGCUCUGAUCAGCACCACCAUCUCCCACUGCGGCUACCACCUGCCCUUCCUGCCCUCCCCCGAGUUCCACGACUUCCACCACCUCAGGU
This is a messenger RNA of Austrofundulus limnaeus, 603 nucleotides long. It is a transcript of the gene faxdc2, whose product is annotated as fatty acid hydroxylase domain containing 2. Gene Ontology annotation, biological process: lipid biosynthetic process. NCBI's taxonomy places the organism in Eukaryota, Metazoa, Chordata, Actinopteri, Cyprinodontiformes, Rivulidae. The record is from RefSeq and is a predicted model, not a curated record. Gene Ontology annotation, molecular function: oxidoreductase activity; iron ion binding.